This is a messenger RNA of Chara braunii, 734 nucleotides long. Lineage: Eukaryota; Viridiplantae; Streptophyta; Charophyceae; Charales; Characeae. The record is from the annotation of a GenBank genome assembly.
GCAAAUAUUUGUGGGCACUUUCAAUUACUUUGGGCCUUCAGAACAAAAAAACAAAAAAAAAAAAAAACAAAAAAAAAAAAAGAGAGAAAGAGAGAAAGAGAGAGAGGGACAGCCCAUUAUUGACUAGUCUCUCAGAUACAGGAGGGGACAGGAGAUGGGAGGGCAGGGAACAAGAUGGAAGGACUCAAAGGAGAUGGAAGAAUAUGGAAAGGGUGAUGGAGGAGACGGAAGGAGAUGAAAGGACAUGGAAGGAUAUGAAAGUAGGUGGAUCACGGUGGAGAUGGCAGGAGGUCAGACGAUACAUGGCGAUGGAGAUGGAAGGAAGAUUAAAGGAGAUGGAAAUGGAGAUGAAAGGAGAUGGAGAUGGGAGAUGGGAGAUGGGAGAUGGGAGGACGCAAGGAGAUGGAGAUGGAGAUGGAGAUGGAGAUGAUGGAGACGGAGACGAAUUGGAGAUAGAGAAGGAAAGAGAUCGAAGGCGAUGGAGAAUGGAAGGAGAUGGAAGGAGAUGGAAGGAGAUGGAAGGAGAUGGGAGGAGAUGGGAGGAGGGGAGGAGAUGCAGACAACAGAGAUAAAUUGGAGAUGGAGAUGGAGAUGGAGAUGGAAAGAGAUUGAAGGCCAUGGAGAUGGGAAAAGAUGGAAAUAAUGGAAGGAGGCAGAAGGAUAUGGAGGGAGAUCUGGAAGAGGAGAUGGAAGGAGAUGGGAGGACGGGAGGAGAAUGAAAGACACGGAAAUGG